CGAAAUCUCUACCAUCUACAAGAGCUGGCUUCACUACCGAGUUGCAGAGCAUCACAUCCGGGUCGCGAGGGGUCGCGUGAGGGUUGCUCAACAGAAACAUGCUACGUAGGGUCUUACGAUGUGGUGUUUCUACACUGAGAGUCAGUCGGUCAGUUCAUCAGAGUUCUCCAUGGAGCAGUCCACUCAUACCUAUAGUUGUGGAGCAGACGGGACGAGGAGAGCGUGCUUAUGACAUCUACUCAAGGCUACUUCGAGAGAGAAUCAUCUGCGUUAUGGGUCCUAUCGAUGACUCUGUAGCUUCUCUGGUCAUUGCUCAACUGCUCUUUCUUCAGUCAGAGAGCAACAACAAGCCGAUUCACAUGUACAUCAACAGUCCUGGUGGUGUGGUCACAUCUGGACUUGCCAUCUAUGACACUAUGCAGUACAUCCUAAAUCCCAUCUCCACCUGGUGUGUGGGUCAGGCGGCCAGUAUGGGCAGUCUGCUUCUGGCCGCAGGAACCGCCGGAAUGAGGCAUUCCCUGCCCAACGCGCGAAUCAUGGUGCACCAGCCUUCUGGAGGAGCGAGGGGCCAAGCGACAGAUAUUGCCAUCCAGGCAGAGGAGAUUCUCAAACUGAAGAGACAAAUCAACAACAUCUACAGCAAACACACAGGACAGCUUCUGGAGACUAUAGAGAGUGUGAUGGAGAGAGACAGAUACAUGAGCCCAAUGGAAGCACAGGAUUUCGGGAUCAUCGAUAAAGUCCUGGUUCACCCACCACAGGCCGGGCAAGAUGAACCAGAACUUGUUCAGAAGGAACCCAGCAGCCCUGCGAGCUCCUCCACGUCUCCUCAACCGCAGACCUCAGAGUCAGGCCAGUCCUCCAGCAGCCCUCCAUCCUCACACAAGCCUGAGCCCUGAAACAGACUUCACUAUUAUGCUAUGUCUGCUGUGAUCGAUGAUUUAGGGCAAAGCCAAACUCGCACAUCAGAUCUGGACCCUGGACUUUUCUUUUCUAUCCUUGAUUUUAUGAAGUCUCACAGUACUGGAAUGUGGACACUACAGAUGCAAGCGUAACCACACUCAGUUUAGUUUGGUUUAAUGUGAUCCCUGAAAUGAGAUUUAUAGAAAUUAAUUCAAAUAAAUUACUUGGUAAAUUA
Molecule: messenger RNA, 1138 nt
Organism: Danio aesculapii
Lineage: Eukaryota; Metazoa; Chordata; Actinopteri; Cypriniformes; Danionidae
Gene: clpp
Product: caseinolytic mitochondrial matrix peptidase proteolytic subunit
Exons: 7
Coding region: 99-899 (266 amino acids)
Biological process (GO): protein quality control for misfolded or incompletely synthesized proteins
Cellular component (GO): endopeptidase Clp complex
Molecular function (GO): serine-type endopeptidase activity; ATPase binding; ATP-dependent peptidase activity
Source: RefSeq, a predicted model, not a curated record